Messenger RNA from Doryrhamphus excisus (bluestripe pipefish), 1343 nucleotides. RefSeq names its product homeobox C6a (gene hoxc6a). Gene Ontology annotation, cellular component: nucleus. Lineage: Eukaryota; Metazoa; Chordata; Actinopteri; Syngnathiformes; Syngnathidae. Gene Ontology annotation, molecular function: RNA polymerase II cis-regulatory region sequence-specific DNA binding; DNA-binding transcription factor activity, RNA polymerase II-specific. The record is from RefSeq and is a predicted model, not a curated record. Gene Ontology annotation, biological process: anterior/posterior pattern specification; regulation of transcription by RNA polymerase II.
CCCGACAAAGCAAGAAAGGACGAUCUCGGAAGAAAGGUGUGGUUGGCUGACACAAGCCACAAGCGAGGGGGGGGAGAUUUACUAGGAAGGAAGAUUGAGAAGGGAGCCAUAAAGAAGUGGGGAGAGUUGGACAAGAGGGUAACGAGGCAAGGUAUGAAUUCUUAUUUCGCAAACCCGUCGCUCUCCUGCCAUUUAUCCGGCGGCCAAGAGGUUCUGCCCAACGUGCCAAUCAACUCCAGCACCUAUGACACAGUCAGACAUUUCUCGUCGUACGGCGCCGCUGUGACCCAGAACCAUCGGAUAUACGCACCUUUCUACUCCCCCCAAGACAACGUGGUGUUCGGCUCCGGACGGGCUCAGUAUGACUACGGCUCCAACGUCUUCCUGCAGGACAAGGACGUGCUGCCCAGUUGCAGGCAAUCGAACAUGGGACUGAACACCACACAGAGCCACAUUGGCCAAGACUACGCUCUGGAGCAAGGCAGGGCGGCCCAGGAGCAGAAGAGCAACAUCCCGAUCUACCCGUGGAUGCAGCGCAUGAACUCACACAGCGCAGGAGUGGGCUACGGGACAGACAGACGCAGGGGUCGCCAGAUCUAUUCCCGGUACCAAACACUGGAGCUGGAGAAGGAGUUCCACUUCAACCGAUACCUGACCAGGCGCAGACGCAUCGAGAUCGCCAACGCGCUUUGCCUCACCGAGCGCCAGAUCAAAAUCUGGUUCCAGAACCGGCGCAUGAAGUGGAAGAAGGAGAGCAACCUGACCUCCACGGUGCCCGGAGGGGAGUCCACGGGUGCCACGCAAGACGAGGAACGCGGUGCGAGUGGAGGAGCCGUGGAAGAAUGCAAGGAAGAGGAUGACAAGAAGAAGGAAUAGUUGAAGAGACUUUAAAAAAAAAAAAUAAAGAAGAACCCCAACAUUACUACCUAAAAAUGGAGCUGAAAGGGACGACACUGCAUGGCAACCCCCCCCCGCCCCCCCCCCUCAUUUAUGUCAUACCACAGGGGUGUUGAGCUUUAAAAAAUCCACAUCAUUUCAGCCACGUUAUGAAUCCUGUGACUUAUGGAUCACACUUUUAUGUUUUUUUACCUUGUCGUUGCCACACUUGUAUUGUGCAAAUAAUAAAAAAAACAAAGUAUUACUUAAUUAAUUAAUGAAUUAAUUCCUACUUUUAUUCCCAAUGCCAGUAUGAACUAUUUAUCCCACAUGCAGCCCACGCACCACUGUGAAGUCUCCGCUCACCAAAUACAGUGUUAUGUUAUCUUAGUCUAUACAUUCCACGGAAGGAAGGAAAGAAGGAAUCGGACCCUUAAUUUGGUCACAGUGUCAUUUACUACUUGAAU